This is a messenger RNA of Pistacia vera, 377 nucleotides long. RefSeq lists its product as uncharacterized. The coding region runs from base 1 to 207 and encodes 68 amino acids. The transcript is spliced from 2 exons. Lineage: Eukaryota; Viridiplantae; Streptophyta; Magnoliopsida; Sapindales; Anacardiaceae. The record is from RefSeq and is a predicted model, not a curated record.
AUGAAAAUGAAAGGGUCAGAGAUACAAAUCAAGAGCAACGGCAACGUUCAAAGCCAAGGCCAAGCUUCGAAGACUCAGAAACCCCAUUUCAGACCGGCUCAAGAUGACACUAAGCCUCCCUUUCGAGACCCAAUACUGAGAUCAGACCCCAUUGAAACAGAGGAAGCUGUGCUGAAAUUGCCGCCUUUUUCUAUUAAAAGAUUAUGAUUUUUCAGUGACGAUAAGUUUAAGAUAAAUGGGAUUUUCUUCUUUUUUAUUUUGUUUAGUGUUUUCAUGGAUUGUGGUUGUGUUUGGGACUUGAUUAGUGUUGAAUUAUGUAAUGAUGUAAUGUGAUUUUGCAAUUUUGCGUUGCUCUUUGAGAUAGUUUGAAAUUUUGA